AUGCCUCCCAAAGAAAAGACCGCGCCCGAGUCUGCGCCCUCCGACGAGAUUACCGGCCAGAGCGCUCUUCCCAUCUCCCGAAUCAAAAAAAUCAUCCAGCUAGACGAGGAUAUCGUGCAAUGUUCCAGCAACGCCACCUUCGUGAUCGCAAUGGCUACCGAAAUGUUCAUCCAAUACCUCACGGAACAAGGCCACAACGUGGUCAAGUCCGAACGAAAACCGCGCAAGAACAUUCAAUACAAAGAUCUCGCUACGGCCGUAUCGCGAAUCGAUAACCUGGAGUUCCUCGCCGACGUCAUCCCCAAAACGACCACCUACAAACAGUUCAAGGAAAAGCGAGCCGAGGAAGCUACCAAGGAAGCCGAGUACGAGAAGGGACAGCGCACGAUAAACGGCGCCCUACCUGCGGCGGAGCCGACGAAUGGGGAGGCGGAAGAGCCGGAGCACGUACCGUCGGAGGAGAAGCUCUCGAAGAGUCCUCGAGCGCCGACGGUCAUGCAUGCGUCGGGGGCUGUCAGUACGCUGGUGGUUGAUCGCACGCAGAAUGGGACCCAAGACGGGGACGUGGAGAUGGUCGAUGGAUGA
Molecule: messenger RNA, 585 nt
Organism: Aspergillus affinis
Lineage: Eukaryota; Fungi; Ascomycota; Eurotiomycetes; Eurotiales; Aspergillaceae
Product: histone-fold domain-containing protein
Exons: 4
Coding region: 1-585 (194 amino acids)
Cellular component (GO): CHRAC; nucleus
Molecular function (GO): protein heterodimerization activity
Source: RefSeq, a predicted model, not a curated record